Molecule: messenger RNA, 915 nt
Organism: Diorhabda carinulata
Lineage: Eukaryota; Metazoa; Arthropoda; Insecta; Coleoptera; Chrysomelidae
Exons: 2
Coding region: 1-915 (304 amino acids)
Source: RefSeq, a predicted model, not a curated record
AUGCCUGAGAUGAACUGGGAUCUUUUAAAGUCUAGAAUUGAUAAUAUUAAACGUAACAGUAACACGUUAAAUAAAUUUCUAAUUAGGUUUGAAGACCUUAUUAAUGAUUAUUGGCAAUUUAAUGAUGCACAAUUAUCUAAACACAUAUUCCAAUCAGUUCAAGAAAAACUCAUAGAUAAAGCAGAAAUAUUAGUAGGUAAUCGUGCUGAGUUAACAGAUUGGACGAGAUUGAAAGAAGCCCUGAUUCAGUGUUUCGCUGAUCGUAGAAAUAUUGACUGUUUAGUACAAGAACUCACUAGAAUGAAACCAUUUAGGAACGAACCAUUGAUGAACUUUGGAAGUCGAAUUCAAUUAUUAAGAAGUAGUAUAGCGCAGAAAAUUAGUAAUAAUCCUAACAUAACUAACGCGGAGAAAGUGUGCCAAAUAAACCAUUAUGAUAAAACUGCACUUAGUACUUUUAUAGCAGGUUGUAGUGGUACCUUAAGAAAUAACUUGCAUCCAGCCUCACUGGAAGAUGCAAUGGCCUAUCUGAACGAAUUUGAAAACUUUGAAAAAUUAUAUGGCAAUCUAAAUGACAAUAACCGAGCAACGACGUCCAGAUUUAAUAGUAAUUAUCGACAACUUUAUUCACAACCAACAUACUAUCCUGAAAACCAAACACAACCCUCUUUCCAACAACCCUAUCAUUCCGUUGACAAUAAUAAACCAGUCAAUCAAUUCCCCAGUCAACCUAUUAACAUCCAACCUAGACAAAUGCCCCCUAGACAAAUGCCCCCCAGACAAUACCCGACGAACAAACAAAAUUCAAAUUUUACUUCCGAAGAGCUAUUCACAAACGAUUACGACCAAUCAGACGAACAACAUUACUAUCAGAACCAAAAUACGGACGAUAAUGACCAAAAUCAAAUCAAAUAA